Messenger RNA from Prunus persica (peach), 717 nucleotides. Its product is annotated as F-box/kelch-repeat protein At3g23880. The record is from RefSeq and is a predicted model, not a curated record. Bases 1 to 717 code for a protein of 238 amino acids. Lineage: Eukaryota; Viridiplantae; Streptophyta; Magnoliopsida; Rosales; Rosaceae. Gene Ontology annotation, molecular function: protein binding. The transcript has 2 exons.
AUGGCAGACUACUUCCCUGAAGAAGUCAUACACGAAAUCCUCCUGAGGCUGCCCAUCAAAUCUCUAAUCAAAUUCAGAGCAGUGUGCAAAUCAUGGUGGUCGCUGAUCAAAAGCUCUACCUUCAUCCACACCCACUUCAGCCGCUGCACAGCCCAAUCCAGCAACCAAAACGACGGUCACCUCCUUCUGCUAAACGCUUUACCUGAGAAAGUGGACGCUGCUUGUCAGCUUGGUGAGCUUUUCUCCUUGCACUGGGACAACCCUGAAUUUGAUUACAUCAGAAAGUCUAUGAUAGCAAGUUACGCCUUUGGCUACGAUUCGCGUACCGAUGACUAUAAGGUUUUGAGAAUUGUGAGCGGCCUUUUAAGCGAAGCCCCAUGUGAGGUUGAGGUUUGGUCAUUAUCCAGUGGCGCCUGGAAGACUCUUAGUGCUGCUGUUAUUCCUGCGGACUUUAACCCUGCAGGUAUUAGUCUUAGAUACAGACAAGUUUUUGUUAAUGGGAUUACGCAUUGGCAGCAAUCCUUGAAGAACAAGGGUAAUUGCAUUGUGCAGUUUGAUAUGGUCAAUGAGGUAUUUGGAAAGAUAACGGUGCCUGAUGCUUUGAAAAGAAAGAAUUGCUUUAUGUCGAGAUACGGGAAGUCCUUGUCUUGUUUGAGACAUCUGAUGAAGUUUCAGAGGGAUCAAAUGCUAUUACUUGUAUUCACAUGUGGGUCAUGA